This is a messenger RNA of Antechinus flavipes (yellow-footed antechinus), 3246 nucleotides long. It is a transcript of the gene CFAP99, whose product is annotated as cilia and flagella associated protein 99. Bases 322 to 2331 code for a protein of 669 amino acids. Lineage: Eukaryota; Metazoa; Chordata; Mammalia; Dasyuromorphia; Dasyuridae. The record is from RefSeq and is a predicted model, not a curated record. The transcript has 16 exons.
CGGUCUUGCUAGCCUAGGCAACGGAAUUGGUUGUGUAGACGCUAAUAGAAGAAUCUGUGGUUGGAUCCGAGCAACAGGUGUCCUGACCCAAUCUGUAAGGAAGAGUUCACUGUUGGUAAAGGCAAGUCUGAAGUAGUGAGAGGAAGGAAAGGGGGAGCCUGCGAAACAGGGUUUUGCUGCGCUCCCCUAGCAUCUUUUUGAUACUGGCUUUGAAUUAUUUAGGAACUACGCUGUCCCCUUUUUGCGGAUUAUUCUGGCCUCUGCCUCGUUGAGACCACCUACCUUCAUUGCUGCUUACUUUCAGGAUUCUUUACUGCAAAGAUGUCCUCUUUUACUAACUAUAUCAAACCCAUAAUUGAACAAUUGGACAAAUUUAAUCCUGAAACUGACAGUCCUGAGAAUGUCCUGGAAAAGAUGUCUGCUACUCUGCAGACUCUCAGUAUUAAAGAUGAAAGCUUCAUUUUGGAAGUUCUCUCUGGAUGUCUUGAAUAUAAGAAGUUACUGGAAGUGGUAGUCACUGCAUUUUAUGCACAUGCUGGGAAGACAUGUCUGUGGUCUGACUACAAUCUCUUUAUAGUUAUUUGUUAUCUGUCUACUUUUUGCCUGGAUAAACUUGGUCUCCAGCCCUUCAUUAAAAUUAUCAAGUCUCUGGAUAGUGCCAAAAUGCAUAAGUUCCUCCAGUUUUUCUUCAACAUCAUAAAUUUGACCACAUGGAUAAAAGAUGAAUGGAGUUUAAUCUAUGAUGCAUCUUAUGUAAAGGAAACCUGGAUUGAGCCAUUGUUGAAAUGGGAACCGGAAAUACAAACCCUGAUCGAAUACCUGAACGAUGUAAUAGAAAACAGGUUGGUUCAGGACAUAAAGUACCCAGAGUUAACCAGACCGAAGGAGUUUAAUUUGACUGUCCCAAGACCCCGAGGCAUUUUAGUUCCUGAUAUACUUCCUGGUCUGAAGAAGCCAGAACCAGUACCUCAGAGCACAUAUUACCGUCCAAGAAUCCAGAAACAACUGAGCAUUAUCAAGCAAAAGAAUCGCAAAAAGGCAGAGACAUUACUCCUGGAAGCAAAUCUGAACCCAUAUAGUUGUUCAAUCAUCAAACCAAAACAACAAAAGGAAUUAGAAUCGAACCAGCAACCUGAUUAUAAGUUCAAGGCAUCCCACAAAACCAACUCAAAACUUCCAUUGGUUUUCUAUAAGCCUGACAAUGUCCCUGUGAAACUUAAUGCUGCAGCACUUUACAGAGAGGAGGCCCUGUACCAACAUAAAGCAGAGAAGGAGCUUCAAAGGAUUGACGACCUCCUUCAAGGAUACAAAAGCUUCUCCGAUUUCUUAGAACGACAAAAGAAACUACAGGAGAAAGAAUUAGAGGAGGAACUGGCUAGGACAGAGUACCUGAGGCUGAUGGGGAAGCUAAGCCGGGAAGAAGCAAUUAUACAGCGUCAGAACCUAAUUAAGGAAAACAAGAAAAAAGCCAUUCAGAAGAAAGAAAUGAUAGCAAAGCUGAAGAUUGAGUACACAAAAAAGUGCCUUAAAGAAAAAAAGAAAAGGAAAAAAAUUAUUGAGCAAGUAACAGAGGGCCACAAAAAUGUGAAGAAUGUCCAAGAGAAGAUGCUAAAAACCAAGCAGCGUUUAGCCCAGGAAAUGCUUCAGGAGAUGAAGCAACUACAUGAGCAGAAACUGGAGAUUGACGAUGAAGAGAACAAGAAAAAAUGUGAACGGAUCCACGAACUCCGAACAAUUGAAUCUCUUCCUGUGAUAAAGGAACAAUUUUUUGACUUUACCAGGGAUGCUGGUCAUGGUCUCAUGGGGGAAAUGUCCUUGGUAGAACUUCAGGAACGGUUGCUAUUGGUGAAGCAACAACAGAAACGAGAUGAAGAAGAAAAACGAGACCAGAUCAUCCGGGAAAAGCAAGCUAAGAUGGACAAGCUUCUGGAAAAGACUGAGCAGAUUGCAAUGUGCCGAGAAGCCUGUGGAAGAGCAGCUGCAAUCAAGGCUGAGGAAAAAAAAAAGCUUGAAUUCCAUACACCCAAACCUGUCAUACAAGAUGAGCGCAAUUUAGAACUGAAGAAGAAAAUCCAGAUGAUAAUGGAGCAGCGCUUACAGCAGGUUGAGACUGUGAAGCCAGGACCCCGGAAGAUCAGAGCAGAGCUAGUACCAUGGCUCAGGUCCAAGACUCCCUUGGAAGAACAACACUGGAAAAUGUUGGAGGAGAGCCGAAUAAAACUUUACCAGAGACUCCAGAAAAACACAGCUGCUAGAGAAGCAGAGCAGAGAGAGCAAUUCCGCAUAUCGACUCUGAGUGGAGGUCCUCGGCCUUGCAUCGUGAGGUCUUAAAAUGCCACCUCCUUUGUUCUACCCCCAGGCCCCUCAGGAGCUAGACUGCAGCCCUGGGGGACUUGGAGACGUAGGGAAGGUAGUUUCCCAAGAAGCCCAGUUCCCUGAGCAUACAAGAGCUGUCACAGAGAUAGGAAGGGAUAGUAAGUUGGGUUGGGCAGAAGUAGGGAUAAAGGACUUGGCCAGAAAGUCCUAGAGCAUAUACUGUGUGUCAGCAGUUUUCUUAAGGAGUUAAAAUAUAUGAGGGGAUAAAGUGAGUCUCCCAGCUUUGAGCAGUCCUACCUUUUUGUGAGCUAUUUCUGACCCCCUUGCUCCCUCAGGACCCUCCAUAGUCCAUACGCUGGGGUUCUCUCCCAGACAGAUGUUCUGUUGUAGGAAUGCUUUUGUCAUGUUCCCUGCUGAGCCUCCUUCCUUGUUUCUGAGAAGGAAAUCUGUAGAGUUGGUGGUUCCCAUGGCCAAUGUGUUGAUUUGUUUGUCCUUAAUAAUACUUAAUUGUUACAAAGUAGGAUUUUUCUUGGGGUUGGUGAAUUAAUGGGUUCCUGAGUAGUGACAAUGUUGAAAAAAAUCAAUAAAAUGUUUUUUAAACAUAAAGAAGGAAACAAAAGUAUGUCUAGAAGAGCGAGGGGGGAGUAUUAUUUAUCCCCCUUUUACCUAAUUUUUUUUUUACUUUCACUAUUCCCUACAAGUCUGAAUGAACUGAUAACUCCCAUUCUGUCCCAUCCUGUCCCAUCCCAUCUCCAUCACACAGGUGUAGUUUAUUAGAAAGAAGAUCGGUUUUAAAAUAAGAAAAGUUGUAUAGAAAUCCUGGCCCUGCUACUUAAUUACUUGUGGUAUGAUCUCAAAGCUGGGCCUUUUUCUUCUCUGGGCCUUCAUUUAUUCAUCUUUUAAAAGUCCUGUGAUUCUGUUCAUCCUUUA